Messenger RNA from Fraxinus pennsylvanica, 1857 nucleotides. The record is from the annotation of a GenBank genome assembly. Lineage: Eukaryota; Viridiplantae; Streptophyta; Magnoliopsida; Lamiales; Oleaceae.
AUGCAAACACCAAAAGCAAGACCUGCAUCCCUGGAUGUGCCUCACAAGGUGUCUUCUGCCACACCCCGGACAGCCCGGAAGCUCAAAACUCCAGGAUCUGAUUCUGAUCCUGUUUCAUCUCCAAAUCCAGCAAGCAAAACUCCAAAAGAUAGAAGUUCCAAGGUUGUUGUUCGUCGAUCACCGCGGACUCCUGUGGCUGAGAAGAAGCGACCAAACGGAGUCUCUGAAUUGGAAAACCAGCUUGCUCAGCUCCAAGAGGAACUGAGCAAGUCAAAGGAUCAGCUGAACUCAUCUGAAUCUUGGAAGAGGAGGGUUCAGCAGGAGGCAGAGGAAGCUAAGAGGCAACUUGCAGUCAUGGCAUCAAAACUCGAGGAGACUGAGAAGCAGCUGGUUGAGCUUUCCGAUUGCGAGGACUCUCGUAUCCAAGAAUUGCGCAAGAUCUCUCAGGACCGAGACAGAGAAUGGCAGUCUGAAUUGGAGGCUGUCCAGAAGCAGCACUCGAUGGACUCAACAGCUUUGGCUUCUGCAUUGCACGACAUACAGAGGCUUAAGAUUCAGCUGGACAGGGUGGCUGAAGCAGAAGCUGCCCAGGCUAGACGUGCAGAGUCAGCUCAUUCCGAAGUUCAGAACUUGAGAGUGGAACUCGCUAGGAAUCUUGAGUUUGUUGAGAAAUUGAAAAGCCAGCUAAGUAAUAGCAAAGAAUUGGAAGCUCAGGUGCUUGAAGAACUUACUAGAGCCCAAAUGCAACUGGAAGUGGUGAAGAAAACUGAGGAAACAGUACGUUCUGAACAUAUCAAUGCUGUGGAAUCAUACAAAUCUUUGGUAUUCGAGUUAGAGCAAUCAAAGAAUAGAGUGAAUUCACUGGAGGAACUUGUUGGCAAACUCCAGGCUGAUCUAGGCAACAACAACAAUAUAACAGAUCAUCCAAGCACUGAUUACAUCUCUUCUGUGGACGGAGAAUCUAAUGAAUCAGAGCUGCUGAAAACUGAACUUACUGAUUUGAAACUGGAAGCAAGUCAACUUAAAGCUGCACUAGAGGCUGCUGAAAGGAGAUAUCAGGAAGAUUAUAUUCAGAGCACGUUGCAGAUUAGGAGUGCUUAUGAAGUUGUGGAGCGCGUAAAAGCAGACUCAAGUGAAAGAGAAGCUGAACUAGAGACGAAGCUAAAAGUAUCUAGAGCUGAUGUUGAGGAACUGAAGGCAAAGCUGAUCGAAAAAGAAAAUGCACUGCAAAGUAUUUCGUUCGAGAAAAAAAGAACAAAUCUGGAGGAGGAAGACCUGCCAACAGAAAAAGAAACUGAACUUGAAAUUGAACUGAAAAAAUCAGAGUCAGUUUUAGCAGACAUGAAAACAAGUUUAUUAGACAAGGAGACACAGUUGCAGAGCAUAGCAGAGGAAAAUGAGAUGCUGAAGUCUGAAAUCAUGAAAACUGAAGUAGAAAGAGGCAAAGCAAAUGAUAAGGCUCUUGUUGUGGCAGAAGAAGCACGCGCUGCAGAGCGAGAGGCCUUAAUGAAGCUUGGAUAUUUAACUGACGAAGCAGAUAAAAGUAGUGGGAAAGCAGCACGUGUUGCCGAGCAGCUCGAUGCAGCACAGGUUGCAAAUUCAGAGAUGGAAGCUGAACUGAGGAGAUUAAAGGUGCAAGCGGACCAGUGGAGGAAGGCGGCUGAGGCUGCUGCUGCAAUGCUCUCAACUGGUAAUAAUGGCAAAUAUGUCAAGAGUACGGGUUCUUUUGACUACCACACAAUUGGUGGAAAAUUGGGUUUACCCUAUUCUGAAGAUACUGAAGAUGACUCACCCAAGAAGAAAAAUGGCAACAUGCUGAAGAAGUUCGGCGUUUUGCUGAAGAAGGGCCAGAAAUAG